Molecule: messenger RNA, 902 nt
Organism: Ostrinia furnacalis (Asian corn borer)
Lineage: Eukaryota; Metazoa; Arthropoda; Insecta; Lepidoptera; Crambidae
Exons: 2
Coding region: 330-836 (168 amino acids)
Source: RefSeq, a predicted model, not a curated record
GUAGAAUCGAGGCAUCGAGGAUUGGUUUACUCAAGGGUGUGUGUGCGUGUGCUAUUUCUUGGAAGAUGGAGGAGGAGAAGAGGAUAUAGACUAGAAAGUUAAGGUAACUGGCACACAUAAAUUAUUAAAAAAUCUAAAAUAGGUACGACAUAUCAACUGGAAACAUCUGUCAGAAAAGUUGAAAAUAAAACAUGACAGAAGCAAAAUAGUGAUUGCAAAAAUUCAAUAAAAUCCGAAAAAAUAUUGGAAAUGUAAAUUAAAACCUGAAACGGCACAUGAGAGUGGUUCAAAAUCAUUUGGAUCUAAAUUGGAAGUUGUAAAAAGCAAAAAUGGAUAGAAGAAGAAAUCGCAGAGGACGUGGCCACUCUCAUUCCAAUCGGAAUCUUCCACAUACGUUUGUGCAUCCCCAGAACUCCAAACCUUGGUCCUUUCUAGGAGGAUUAUACAGCUUUGUUAUCAUGACAAGUCUGAUUGCACUGAUCUAUCUGAUGCUGGAGUAUCAUUGCAAUAAUUGCAAAGAUAAAUGCGAUUUUAAAAACAUUACGAAGAGCAUUGACGACAUUGCGAAAAAUCUGUCGAUAAUAAAAGAUAGUUACUACGACUUAGAGGUGAAGAUUUCAAGAUUCUCCCAAGAUUUACCAAAACUGGAAGGUCAGAUCGAUAUUUUGGAGGCACUAGCCAACACUAUGGAGAAAAGCCAUCAUGGAUGGGAUCCCAAGACACAGUUGUCUCUUCCCAACGUCGAUGUUUAUCUAAACAAACCAUUAGAAAAAAAUAUUUCGAAAUGUUCCGCCCGUGUACCGAGAACUGUUGAAGUGAAUCAAGAUCAAGAUUGACUAGAUUUAGCGAAAAUUGGAAGAAAUCAAUGUUUUGGAACGUUUUGAUGCCCUUUAAGUGCAAUA